This is a messenger RNA of Caenorhabditis briggsae, 822 nucleotides long. The transcript has 4 exons. The coding region runs from base 1 to 822 and encodes 273 amino acids. The record is from RefSeq and is a predicted model, not a curated record. NCBI's taxonomy places the organism in Eukaryota, Metazoa, Nematoda, Chromadorea, Rhabditida, Rhabditidae.
AUGAAUCUAAAGCUUCUCAUUCUGCUCUCUCUAAUCUCCGUAUCCCAUAGCCAGAAAAUCUGCUCUAAUGGAUUUACGAUGGUCAAUGACAAAUGUUGGGGAAUCGUGAGACAGUAUAAGAAUCAAGGAGACGCAGAGAGGAUGUGCAAGUUUACGGAUGGAUCUGUUAUGGCGAACACGAAGACGAGUACAGAGAACGAGGCGCUUCUUAAACUCGUUUCCAACGCCGGACUUAAAAUUGUCUGGUUUGGUCUUCAAUGUUUUGAAGAUGCGCUGAAAGGAUGUACUUGGGAUGAUGGAGACCAAAAUAUAAAAUAUACCAAUUUUAAGGAUGGACCAAAGGAUGGCUUUUUCGCUUUUGAUUCUGGAGACGGAAAAUGGUACCACGAGGAUUAUAGUGUCCAAUUGCCAUUUGUCUGUGAGCUACGACCAACUACAAAAGAUUGCGGUACAAACUGUGGCGUUAGUUUCAACAACUAUUGCUACAAGAUCUACGAUCAACAAAAAAGCUUCGACGACGCCGAAAGUUACUGCAAGCAACGCAAUUCUCACUUAGUAUCUACCCACGAUCGUCUGGAAGCCCGUUUUGUUGCUCAAAUGUUCCAGAAACAAGGGAAAUAUUGGAUAGGUGGACAUAUGAAUCAUACGGAUUAUACUUGGGUAGACGGAUCACCUUCCAAUUAUUCUCCACCAAUGCAUUACCAAAAUGGUAGCUGUAUGAAGCUGGAAGUUGACGAUGAUGGAAAUGAUCUGGAUUGGUAUGGCAGGAGUUGUGACGAGCUGUCUAUUUUUAUUUGCAAACGACCCGUCAAACAAUGUUAG